ACCGGGAAACGUCAUUGUUUGUUUACGUUCUGCAGCACACAGUUUGUUGUUACUUUUCUGCUGCGGUUUUUACAAUCUUUCUGCACAAAUAAAGUGAAAUAUCUCCGUGGAAAACAGCUUAAAACACACAAUUCAAGAUGUCUUACAUGUUAGCACAUUUGCACAAUGGAUGGCAGGUGGAUCAAGCCAUCCUGUCGGAGGAGGACCGAGUUGUGGUCAUUCGAUUCGGUCACGAUUGGGACCCGACCUGCAUGAAGAUGGACGAGGUGCUGUACAACAUUGCGGAGAAGGUGAAAAACUUUGCGGUAAUCUAUCUGGUCGACAUAACGGCGGUGCCGGACUUUAACAAGAUGUACGAGUUGUACGAUCCCUGCACGGUGAUGUUCUUCUUCCGCAACAAGCACAUCAUGAUCGAUCUGGGGACGGGUAAUAACAACAAAAUCAACUGGCCGCUGGAGGACAAGCAGGAGAUGAUCGACAUCGUCGAGACGGUUUAUCGAGGGGCACGCAAGGGCCGUGGUUUGGUGGUGUCGCCAAAGGAUUACUCCACCAAGUAUCGUUACUAGAGGGGAGAGUGCUGGUGUGUUGAGGUGUGUCCAUGUGCAUAAGGUACUGAUUGUAAUAAGAUUAAUUUUAAAGUAUUAA
Messenger RNA from Anopheles gambiae (African malaria mosquito), 645 nucleotides. It is a transcript of the gene Dim1, whose product is annotated as thioredoxin-like protein 4A. The record is from RefSeq and is a predicted model, not a curated record. Gene Ontology annotation, cellular component: U5 snRNP; U4/U6 x U5 tri-snRNP complex; spliceosomal complex. Bases 138 to 566 code for a protein of 142 amino acids. Lineage: Eukaryota; Metazoa; Arthropoda; Insecta; Diptera; Culicidae. The transcript is spliced from 2 exons. Gene Ontology annotation, biological process: mRNA splicing, via spliceosome.